Molecule: messenger RNA, 684 nt
Organism: Paraphaeosphaeria sporulosa
Lineage: Eukaryota; Fungi; Ascomycota; Dothideomycetes; Pleosporales; Didymosphaeriaceae
Product: histone-fold-containing protein
Exons: 3
Coding region: 1-684 (227 amino acids)
Biological process (GO): heterochromatin formation; leading strand elongation; DNA damage response
Cellular component (GO): CHRAC; epsilon DNA polymerase complex
Molecular function (GO): protein heterodimerization activity; chromatin DNA binding
Source: RefSeq, a predicted model, not a curated record
AUGCCCCCCAGAAAGAGCAAUGUCUCGACUGCAGCCGCAGAAGACUCUCCGAAACCUCCACCCAAAGCAGCAAGAGACGAAGACGACGGCCUCAGCGACCUUAACCUCCCCAAGUCGAUUGUGCAGCGGCUGGCAAAGGGCGUUCUCCCGCCGAACACGCAGAUCCAGAAAGAUGCGCUGCUUGCCAUGUCCAAGGGCGCGACCGUAUUCGUGAACUACCUCACGUCGACCGCCGCCGAGCAUGCCGCCCGCAGCGGCAAGAAGACCGUCAUGCCUAAGGAUGUCUUCGACGCACUGCAAGAGCUGGAGUUUGACUUCAUGCUGCAGCGGGUCGAAGCCGAAGUCCACAAGUUCACCUCGAUACAGGCCGACAAGCGCAAUACGUACCGGAAGAAGGUGCGCGAGGAGAAGAAGGCAGCCAAGGGCGAGCCGACCAACGGGGCCGCCGAAGACGAACAGCCGCCCACGAAGAGGGCGAGGAGGUCGGACGGUGCCGCAGGCGCGCCGUCGGAUGAGGAUGAUGUGGAUGAGACAGUGGAAGACGUCGAGCAGGAGGACGAGGACGUCGAGGACGACGAGGUAGACGAGGAAGCGCCCGAGGAGGAGCCCACCGAGGACCUGCUGGAAGAGAGGGAGAAAGAGGCAUCAGACGAUGACAUGGCGGAUGGAGACGAGAGCGACUGA